Messenger RNA from Triplophysa dalaica, 2717 nucleotides. RefSeq lists its product as uncharacterized. The record is from RefSeq and is a predicted model, not a curated record. The transcript is spliced from 4 exons. Gene Ontology annotation, biological process: immune response. The coding region runs from base 1931 to 2281 and encodes 116 amino acids. NCBI's taxonomy places the organism in Eukaryota, Metazoa, Chordata, Actinopteri, Cypriniformes, Nemacheilidae. Gene Ontology annotation, cellular component: extracellular region. Gene Ontology annotation, molecular function: chemokine activity.
AACCAAGAUGUUUUUACAUGUUUUGUCCUCUAAACUAGAAUUCUAUAGUCACUGUUUUUUAACAGCUUGGAUAAACAGGUUUUUACACUCAGGUUGUCACAUUAUAUUAUAUACAGUAUUAGGACAAAAUUACAAGCAACAGUAUGUUCCUUUUCUAAGGGUUAAGAUCAGGAAAAUACAAAGGUAAAAUGUUCCAAAAUCAUAUCCUAAUAUCUGAAUGAAUCAUUUACUGAUAAGCAGCAAAAAAGCUUGAUUUACAUCAUAGUUUCUCUUUCUGUGGAUAUAUGUACCUCUCGAAGGCGAAGCUGGAAACUUUUCCCCUCAUGGUAACAGUUGUAGGUUUUUAAAAGGGACAAAAUAUCGGACCUAAAAAGGACAGAGGGAAUAACAAAGAAGGCUUUGAGGUGAUUUGUGUGUCUCUAAUGUUCAGUGUGUGUCUGUGGUCUGUAGUGCAUUUAAGAUCGUAGGUGUGAAAUGUAAACUGAAAUGUGAUUCUUGAAUGCACUGAACUGUGGAUAAAACUGUGAUUUCUGCCAAAUGAGUAAGCAUUUAUCGGAAGUGAAACACUUACUUUGUGAUAACUUGCUUCUCGUUUAACCUCACAUAGCAGGUCUUGGCCGGAUCCAUGGUGGGGUCCUCUAUACACAAAGAGUCUUAGCUAAAGAGAUGUGAAGGUGAAAUACAACAGAAAAAGGACAAUGAGAAAAUCUGAUAAGUAUCAAGAUGGAGAAACACAAAAGAGUGCAUUGUGCCAAAAAAUGACUCAUCAACAUGAUAAUAUUACAUUGAUUCUUCUGUGGGAGAAUCAAUUUAGUCACGUGAAUAGAGAGAAAUCACACGGACCUGUUAUACAGUUAACCAAAUGAGUAAGUUUCUUGUCCAGACACAUCCUAUUGAAAGGCACAUUAAACAUUUAUUUUUUAUGUCUGUAGGCAACUGAAGGCAACAGUUACCUCACGUUUGUUCUGGAAUUUUUCCUACUUAUUUUUUCCAUAAGGGUUCUACCAAAAUAUUCUGCACCACUAUCCAAAUAUUUGGUCAGAUAAUCUGUAAAAAAAAUAUAUUCUGAAACCGAAAAUGUUUUCCCCUUAAUCUUUUCAAGUUACAACGGUUACAGUUUAGAGGAAGGUUGUAUUUGUUAAUGUAAGGUAACCAUUAUCAAAAUACUGUUGUUUUUCAGCAUUAAUGAUGUUAGUUAAAAGGAUGGUUUGCCCAAAAUUCUGUCAUCAUUUACUAACCCUCAGAUUGUUCCUGUGUAAAUUUUGUUGUUCUGCUGAACACAAAGGAGGACAUUUGUAAGAAUGUCAGAAGCCAAACAGAUAUCCUCCCCCAUUUACUGCCAUAGUAGGGAAAACAAAAAUACUAUGGGAGUCAAUGGGGGAUGAGAUCUGUCUGGUUCCUUACAUUCUUCCAAUAUCUACAUUUGUGUUUAACACAGCAAAGAAAUUUGAUUUGUAACUAUCUGAGGGUGAGUAAAUGAUGACAGAAUUUUAAUUUUGGGGUGAACAAUCCAUUUCAUGCCAAAACAAUUAUUCAUGUUAGUUGACUCUGCAUUAACAAACGUUAACAGAUUCAACUUUUCAUUAUUAAAGAUAUAAUACUAAAUGGUGCAAUUAACAUGAACUAAGAUUACCUGAUAUUUUAAAAGUGUUUCAUUGUUAGCUAAUGCAUUAACUAAUGUUAACAAAAGCAACCUCAUCCUUUCAAAACAGAAAAGAAAAGGGAAAUCACUUUCUUACUUAGUCUUUCAGGCUAUUGAUAUGAAUGCUGAAAUGUCUACCGACAAAGAAAACCCCACUCUCUGUGUAAAGAGCUGAACCUGUGGGAGUUGUGACAAAAGACAGGAAUUUCGAGGGGAGGAGGGAAGUCACUCCCAACUGAGAAUAAAAACUGCCGGGCCAUUCUUCACUAACGCAAUCGAAGUUUCAACAUGAACCUGACAGCCUUUGCUUUGCUGACGUUCAGUCUCAGCAUCUUUCUAACAGUAAAAAGUCAGCAUGUUCCGAAGACCUGCCAGUGCCCAAAGGUACUAACAAGAGUUCAAAUCCCAUUUUCUGAUUUCACCGUGAACCCAAAAGGACCUACCUGCUUCAAAGAUGAGAUCAUAGUCACACUACAGAAGGACAAACGUCUUGUGUGCCUCAGUCCAGAUGGAAAACAGGGCAAGAGACUGAUGACAUGUUGGCAAAAGAAUGGCAAAAACAGCACAAGAUGUUUACGCCGACAAAAGCAGAGACAAAAUAAGAGAAGGCAAGCCAAGUCUAAGAAAGGCAUCUCUUAAAUGAAAUAGUAACCACAUGGAGUUUAUGAGAAGAUCCCGGAAGAUAAUAAUCUUCAAAGCCGGUGCAAUAUGUUAUGGGAUUUCUGUACUUUCACAUGCACAGAACAAGCCCUUAAUAAAGAAAGGCUCUAUUCAGAGAAGUGUACAAGCGAUUGGAGGGCAAAGGGACAGUAACUAAUGAAGACAUGUUAUAACAUGGAUGGCAAUGAGCUAAGAUUUUGUAUCAUCGCAGCAAAGCUAACACAUCGGGCCAGUUUUAAAAACAUAUAUUUGUGUGUAUUUAAAAUACAUUUCUUCAGUUAUAAAAUGAAGAAAAUAGUGUCUACUGUAUUUGCUAUUAACAUGUGUGUUUAUAAUAAUUAUUUGCAUACAGUUUGUACAUAAUGUAAACAUAAUGUAAUAUAAAAUAACCAACAAAAUAAAUAUGUUCAAGUGA